ACAAUUGAAGAUAUAAUAGAGGAGCUUGGUGGAAUGGGAAAGUUUCAAUGGCUGGUGACGAUAUGUAUAGCCUCGGCCCAGUUCACCAUGGGCUGGAGCAUGCUGCAAAUGUCGUUUGCGUCCAUGGUUCCAGACUACACAUGCAUCGUUGAUGGUGGGGAAAAUGACACGACAUUUAAUGACACCCUCAAUGUGUGUCACAUAAAUGGAACAGAAUGUUCCAGAUAUCUGUUCCCCGGUUCCGUCCGAACCGCCGCCUCAGAAUGGGGCCUUGUUUGUGAUCUUAAAUGGGUCAAGGCAACGGUCACAUCCAUACAGAUGGCAGGGGUAUUUCUAGGAGCGUUGAUUUCAGGACAGAUAAGUGAUUUAUUUGGAAGAAGGAAAACCCUUUACUCAUUUGUCCUAGCGCAUAUCCUUUUAAAUGGGAUAGCGGCUUUCUCUGCGUCUUGGAUCAUGUUUGCUGUAAUGAGGUUUUUCAUCGGUAUAAGCAUUGGAGCAAUCCUUGUCGUGGUAUUCCCUUUCUCUAUAGAAUUUUUACCAAUUAAAUGGCGCCAAUCUUAGUCGCUCUUCCUUUUUGGACAUUUGGAGUCGCAGGUUUUUCAGCUGCUGCGCUAGUCUUAAAGGACUGGUCUUAUGUACAUAUUGCUUGCGCUAUUUGUUCCCUUCCUUCUGCUGCUGCAUUCUUUUUUGUUCCUGAGAGCAUCCGAUGGCUGGCGGUCCACGGACGUACUAUGGAAGCCGAAGCUGUAUUUGGAAGAAUAGCUCGCAUGAAUUCCAAACCACUACAUGCUGAUACGCUUCGUGUCCUGGAAGACAUCGCUCGGAAAGAAAAAGAACUGCGAAAAAAUGGACGUAACUAUUCAUAUGUUGACAUCUUCCGUGGCAUGAAAUUAACUCAAGCAAGUCUCAGUCUCUUUUUCUUCUGGUUUACGAUGUCCUCGAUUUACUACGGCAUAUCAUUCGGGGUAUCAACCUUGUCCGGUAACAUAUAUUUAAAUAUAUGUCUUCUUGGACUUUUGGAGCUUCCAGCACAGAUUUUGGCAUUUUUUAUUUGCAACAAAAUUGGACGCAGAAGAUCUUCGUUUUUGUUUUUUGGUUUAUCGACGCUAAUCAGUCUUGGAUGUAUCAUAACUCAUCACAUCGCAAGCGAUGAAUCUCGUGGCGCUUGGAUCAACGGACUUAGCAUGACUGAAAAAAUGUUGAUUGGCGCCGUCUGGUCUUGCGUCCAGACGUGGGCACCGGAGCUGUUUCCAACGGUGACGAGAAACCUGGGUUACAGUUUCUCAAACCUCGGGGCCAGGUUCGGUGGCAUCCUGGCGCCAUUCAUCAUCAAUUUGGAUAAGGAGAUGGCCAGCAUGUCCUACAUCAUAAUGACCAGCAUUUUGGGUUUCAGCUCUCUCCUUGUCGUUUUUCUACCCGAGACGAGAGGUUUGGUUUUGAAAAACAGCAUU
Lymnaea stagnalis (great pond snail) is the source of this 1451-nucleotide messenger RNA. The record is from the annotation of a GenBank genome assembly. Lineage: Eukaryota; Metazoa; Mollusca; Gastropoda; Lymnaeidae.